This is a messenger RNA of Grammomys surdaster, 1284 nucleotides long. It is a transcript of the gene Bst1, whose product is annotated as bone marrow stromal cell antigen 1. NCBI's taxonomy places the organism in Eukaryota, Metazoa, Chordata, Mammalia, Rodentia, Muridae. Gene Ontology annotation, cellular component: plasma membrane. The transcript has 9 exons. The record is from RefSeq and is a predicted model, not a curated record. Gene Ontology annotation, biological process: positive regulation of B cell proliferation. The coding region runs from base 28 to 969 and encodes 313 amino acids. Gene Ontology annotation, molecular function: phosphorus-oxygen lyase activity; NAD+ nucleosidase activity.
CCAGUUAGGGAAGUCAAAGUCUCCUUGAUGGCCGUCCAGGGAUGCGCGUUGUCUCUGUGGCUGUCCCUCUUGCUGCCGGCACUGCUGGGGUGGAGAGCUACUGGAGCGCGAUGGAGCGGGGAGGGUACUACACCUCACCUCCAGAGCAUCUUCCUGGGCCGCUGCGCGGAGUACACCACGCUGCUGAGCCUCCAGCCGGGGGACAAAAAUUGCACAGCCAUCUGGGAGGCCUUCAAGGUGGUGCUGGACAAGGAUCCCUGCUCUGUGCUCCCCUCAGACUAUGAUCUCUUCAUUAACCUCUCUAGGCACUCGAUUCCUAGGGACAAGUCACUGUUCUGGGAAAAUAACCACCUACUCGUCAUGAGCUAUUCAGAGAACACCCGCCGCCUUAUGCCCCUCUGCGACGUUCUGUAUGGCAAGGUUGGCGAUUUCUUGAGCUGGUGUCGACAGGAAAAUGCCUCUGGACUUGAUUACCAGUCUUGCCCCACAUCAGAAGACUGUGAAAACAAUGCUGUGGACUCCUACUGGAAAGGUGCAUCCAUGCAGUAUUCAAGGGACAGUUCAGGGGUGAUCAAUGUCAUGUUGAAUGGCUCAGAACCCAAAGGAGCCUAUCCCACGAAAGGGUUUUUUGCAGAUUUUGAAAUCCCAUACUUACAAAAGGAUAAAGUCACAAGAAUUGAGAUCUGGGUCAUGCAUGAUGUUGGAGGACCCAAUGUGGAAUCCUGUGGCGAAGGCAGUGUGAAGAUCCUGGAAGACAGACUGGAGGCCCUGGGGUUCCAGCACAGCUGUAUCAAUGACUACCCACCGGUGAAGUUCUUAAUGUGUGUGGACCAUAGCACUCACCCCGACUGUGUCAUGAACUCAGCCUCACCAUCUAUGCAGAGGGAGAGCCCAUCUCUUCAUGCAAUAGGAGACGCCAGCCUUAUCAUCUCUCUCUUGGUAGCUUUGGCUUCAAGUUCUCAAGGGUGACUAGAAAAUCACCACAGUGUUCUAACAGAAGCCAACUUUGCCGCUAUCCUUGAGCAGUCCACUGUUGUGUAAACUAAGGGAGCCCACUGUCUCAAGACAAUUCCUUCUAGGAAAACAGUGUAUCCAGAUGGUAAUCCAAUUAUAUCUACAUUCAUGAUUCAAGAAACAAGGCAUUUAUCUAGUCCUUCUUAGCAGGCAGAAGUUGCUACUGUGGAGUUAAAGUUAUUAUUUUGUAUUUGAUAAUAAUACAAAGCACUGAGACCUGGAGUGUAGUAUAAUCUUAUAUAAUUAAAUGUAUUUUUGGAAGCACUUGUA